Molecule: messenger RNA, 604 nt
Organism: Phanerochaete carnosa HHB-10118-sp
Lineage: Eukaryota; Fungi; Basidiomycota; Agaricomycetes; Polyporales; Phanerochaetaceae
Exons: 1
Coding region: 231-452 (73 amino acids)
Source: RefSeq, a predicted model, not a curated record
AAACGGCGUCAAGGCGUCAAGGCGUCACCGCAAAUCGGACGACUGAAGAAACUGCAGACAAUUGUCGUCCCGCAAAAUAGGCUCACGUAUUUACCGAAAUGCUGGACAUGCGUCCUGUGGCACUCGUCCUGCGCGGCAAAGCAUGGUAAGAGCCGUCGGACACGAAAGGCGACGAACCACGACAGAAGAUUGUGUCGACAACGGUCACCCGCGCUGCUGCGCCUGCUCUGAUGGAAGCAUAUUUGUGCACGCUGCUCCCAGAAUACGCGCCCAACGCGCCCAGACCAGAGUUCAAAGUUGGGCGAGGCGGUGCUCAAGACGCCGCGCCCGCUCCCUCUGCUGAACGACUACUCAAGGAGGCUGCUCGAGGACCUGCGCGCGUAUUCUCUGCGCGCAGUCGCGAAGAAGGCGGACCCGCGACGCAAGCGUCGGCCGCGAAGCAUGUACACUGAAUUGAAUCGUUCUCAUCGGACGUCAUUUUGGUCUCCGCGACUGAUGUCUGACAUUGUGCACAGACACUCGCACGAUACUCCUAACAAGCCAAUGUCCUUGCUUCCCGUGACAGCUCCGAUAGCAUCUCAAGCUCAGCGUGAGUCACGGCGUG